Messenger RNA from Vigna unguiculata (cowpea), 1823 nucleotides. RefSeq names its product purple acid phosphatase-like. NCBI's taxonomy places the organism in Eukaryota, Viridiplantae, Streptophyta, Magnoliopsida, Fabales, Fabaceae. Gene Ontology annotation, molecular function: acid phosphatase activity; metal ion binding. The record is from RefSeq and is a predicted model, not a curated record.
AACCGCAAGAAAACUAAGGACAACGUUCCAAGCUUCAUGGUCCCAUUGUCACGUUGACCCUUAAUCCGAAUUUUCCCUGUUAUAUACCAGUCAUAACAAUUAACAAGCUUCAUCGAGUGUUUUGACUUGGAUCAGUAGCAUAAAAGGGUUUGAGCAAAAUGGGUGUUGUGAAGGGUCUCUUAGCUUUAACUUUGGUUCUGAACGUGGUUGUGGUGUGUAAUGGAGGCACAAGCAGCUUCUUCGUUAGGAAAACCGAGAAAUCAAGGGAUAUGCCAAUUGACAGUGAUGUGUUUUCAGUUCCUCCUGGUUAUAAUGCUCCUCAGCAGGUUCAUAUAACGCAAGGUGACCUUGUGGGGAGGGGAAUGAUAGUGUCAUGGGUGACGAUGGAUGAACCGGGUUCGAGUGCAGUGCGAUACUGGAGUGAGAACAGUGGGAAGAAGAAGAUUGCAGAAGGAAAAUUUGUUACUUAUAGGUUCUUGUCAAAUUAUUCAUCUGGGUUUAUUCAUCACACCACCAUCAGAAAUUUGGAGUACAACACCAAAUACUACUAUGAAGUUGGACUUGGGAACACAACACGACAGUUUUGGUUUGUAACUCCACCAGAAAUUGGCCCUGAUGUACCAUAUACAUUUGGUCUCAUAGGGGAUCUUGGUCAGAGUUUGGAUUCAAAUUUGACGCUUUCUCACUAUGAAUCGAGUCCAAAAAAGGGACAAACUGUAUUGUUUGUUGGAGAUCUCUCUUAUGCGGAUCGGUACCCGAAUCAUGAUAAUGUGAGGUGGGAUACUUGGGGAAGGUUUACAGAAAGAAGUGUUGCAUAUCAACCAUGGAUUUGGACUGUGGGGAACCAUGAACUUGAUUUUUAUCCAGACCUUGGUGAAACCGUACCUUUCAAGCCUUUCACCCACCGUUACCAUGUUCCAUACAAAGCUUCUCAGAGCACUUCACCCUUCUGGUAUUCUAUCAAGAGAGCUUCAGCACACAUCAUUGUGUUGUCCUCAUAUUCAGCCUAUGGCAAAUAUACGCCACAAUAUACAUGGCUUGAAAAGGAGCUAAAGAAAGUUAACAGGACAGAGACUCCAUGGUUGAUUGUUCUCAUGCAUGCACCUUGGUACAACAGCUACAAUUAUCACUACAUGGAAGGGGAAACAAUGAGAGUAAUGUACGAAGCCUGGUUUGUGGAGAACAAGGUUGAUGUUGUGUUUGCUGGUCAUGUUCAUGCCUAUGAACGAUCUGAACGUGUUUCUAACAUUGCAUACAACGUUGUAAAUGGCAUUUGCACCCCUAUAAAAGAUCAAUCAGCUCCUGUAUAUAUCACUGUUGGUGAUGGAGGAAAUCUUGAAGGCUUAGCAACCAACAUGACAGAACCACAACCAGAGUAUUCUGCAUUCCGAGAAUCCAGUUUUGGACAUGCCGUAUUUGACAUAAAGAACCGAACCCAUGCUCACUACAGUUGGCACCGAAAUCAAGAUGGAGUUGCUGUGGAGGCUGAUUCCGUUUGGUUUUUCAACCGAUACUGGCACCCAGUUGAUGAUUCCACCGUUCAGGUUUCACAUUGAAGCGCAUAUUCACUGAUCUUUGUACAACAAUGCAUAAUUUGAUGUCAAUAAAUUCUUCAGUCGGUAACUAUUUGGUGGCAAAACCACCAACAUUGAUCUUCCAUGUCUAUGAAUCUCUGUCACAGUUGAUGAAUACAAAUUGCGAGCUUCUGUUCUGAAACUCUGUAUACUUUGAUCGUAACAGUUCGUGUCAAAUGCAUAAUGCAGUGUUCUUCUAAAUUCUCAUAAUGCAAAAGACUUAAAUAAAAGCAGCUUGAACUUGAAUUA